Messenger RNA from Sorex araneus (European shrew), 534 nucleotides. RefSeq names its product prion like protein doppel (gene PRND). The record is from RefSeq and is a predicted model, not a curated record. Bases 1 to 534 code for a protein of 177 amino acids. Gene Ontology annotation, biological process: intracellular copper ion homeostasis; protein homooligomerization. Gene Ontology annotation, cellular component: membrane. The transcript has a single exon. NCBI's taxonomy places the organism in Eukaryota, Metazoa, Chordata, Mammalia, Eulipotyphla, Soricidae. Gene Ontology annotation, molecular function: copper ion binding.
AUGAGGAAGCACCUCGGCUGGUGUUUGGCCAUCGCCUGCGUCCUGCUCCUCUGCCAGGUCCCCGCCGCGCAGGCGAGGGGCAUCAAGCACCGAAUCAAGUGGGGGCGCAAGGCGCCGCCCAGCACCCCGCAGGUCACCGAGGCCCGCGUGGCCGAGAUCCGGCCCGGCGCCUUCAUCCGCCAGGGCCGCAAGCUGAACCUCAACCUGGGCGGGGAGGACAAGCGCUACUACGACGCCAACUACUGGCAGUUCCCCGACGGCAUCCACUACAACGGCUGCUCCAGCGCCAACGUGACCCGGGAGAAGUUCAUCAGCGGCUGCAUCAACGCCACCAGGGCGGCCAACCAGGAGGAGCUGAGCCGCGAGAAGGACCGGCUGUACCAGCGCGUGCUGUGGCGCCUGGUGCGCGAGCUGUGCGCCGUCAAGCACUGCGACUUCUGGGCCGAGCGCGGCGCCAGCCGCGGCCGCCCGCUGGCCGCCGAGCCCUGCGUGCCGCUCGGCCUGGGGCUGCUCCUGUGGCUCCUGGGGAAGUAG